Messenger RNA from Colletotrichum chrysophilum, 7023 nucleotides. Its product is annotated as Type I Iterative PKS. The transcript is spliced from 4 exons. Gene Ontology annotation, molecular function: oxidoreductase activity; fatty acid synthase activity; 3-oxoacyl-[acyl-carrier-protein] synthase activity. The record is from RefSeq and is a predicted model, not a curated record. Gene Ontology annotation, biological process: secondary metabolite biosynthetic process; fatty acid biosynthetic process. Lineage: Eukaryota; Fungi; Ascomycota; Sordariomycetes; Glomerellales; Glomerellaceae. Bases 1 to 7023 code for a protein of 2340 amino acids.
AUGGCAGCUUCAACCUCACCACCUGUGCCGAUAGCGGUGAUCGGCGUCGCCUACAGGGCGCCUGGCGGGCUCUUUGACUUUCUGUCCGAGGCCAAGUCGGCCUUCUCACGCGUCCCUGAGGACCGUUUCGACCAUGAGUCGUUCCAUUACAGCGACUCUGCUAAGCCGGGUGCUCUCUCGGCCAAGGGAGCCUACUUCCUACCUGACGAUAUCUACGCCUUUGACGCUCCCUUUUUCAACAUCACUGCCGAGGAGGCCGUGUCAAUGGACCCCCAAAUUCGAUCCAAGACGGGGGUCUUCUCAGCCCAGGAAGAGGCAGAGUAUGGCCAGCAGAUGAUUGAAGAUCUCCCAACAUCGACAAAGUACUGCAUCACUGGCAACGCGGGCUGCAUGGUGUCUAACCGCCUCUCUUACUUCUUCAACCUCAGGGGUCCGAAUAUUUCUCUCGACUCCGCCUGCUCCAGCAGCGGUUACGCGGUGCACAUGGCCUGCCAAAGCCUCCGCGCUGGUGAGUGCGAAACGGCCUUCGUCGGCGCCUCGUCGCUGAUGGUCAACCACCACACCAUGUCGCAGCUCGACACCCUGGGCGCCCUCUCGUCCGACGUCAAGUGCUUCUCCUACGAUAGCCGCGCAAACGGCUUCGGGAGAGGCGAAGGCGCCUCCUGUUUGAUCCUGAAGCGGCUGGACAUGGCUAUCGAGGCAGGUGACCCCGUACACGCCGUCAUCCGCAACUCGGCGGCCAAUCACUCCGGCCGCACGAGAGGAAUCACCUUGCCGUCGCAGGUAGCUCAGGAGGAGCUGCUCUGGCGCGUGCAUCAAAAGGUCGGCCUCAAGCCGGCUGAGACGGAUGUUGUCGAGGGCCACGGCACAAGAACCCCCGUCGGCGACCCCAUCGACGCCUCUGCCGCGGCCAAUGUCAUCGGAAGGGACCGAGAAGGGAAGAAAGUCUACCUCGGCUCCUUGAAGUCCAACUUUGGCCAUUUGCAUAGCGCUAGCGGCCUGCUCUCCGUCAUCAAGGCGGCGAUGAUGGUCCGGCUGGGCACAAUCUUCCCCAACGCGGAGUUAGAGACGAUGAAUCCCAAGAUUGACUCCUCCAGGCUCGAGGUUGUCCGCCGUCCCACGCCAUGGAUUUCUCCUGAAUCAAGGCCCAGACGAGCGGUGGUCACCAAUUUCGGCUUUGGCGGGAGCAAUGCGGCCGUGUUGAUUGAGGAGUAUAAGGCGGAUGAGAACCCCUCAUCGUCAUCCUCGUCGCUGAAGUCGUCUCAGCCCUCUCAAAUGCUAUUUCCCAUCUCCGCACAGUCCCUUGCGUCCCUUUCUAGCUAUCAAUCCCAGGUAGCGUCCCAUCUCGAGAAGGUUUCCGUUGAUGAUUCCUCCUCCUACUUGGGUGACCUGGGCUACACACUCGGCCUGAGACGGACGCACUUCGCUCACCGCAUGGCCCUUGUCGCGGGAUCCCUCUCGGAGCUCCGUGAGCAGCUUGUUUCCCCUUCGCUGUCCAGCACGGGAGGCAGGGUGGCCGCGGGCCAGAAGCCCGCCCCAUGCUUCGUCUUCACAGGUCAGGGGGCUCAGUCCGCCCGCAUGGCCGCGGAUCUCGGUCCUCAAUACCCGGUAUUCGCGAAGGCGAUGGAAGACGCAGAGAAGCACCUCCGAGCGUUCGGCGCCACAUGGUUGCUGGCCGAGGAGCUGGCCAAGUCUGAAGGGUCCCGGAUCAACGAGGCGGAGAUCAGCCAGCCGGCCUGCACCGCCGUUCAGCUAGGCCUGGUCGAGCGCAUCGCCAACACGCAGGGUAUCUUCAACCGCAGACUGAGAGUCAAUGUUGCGUACCACUCCCACCACAUGGAGCGUGUAGCCAGCUCGUAUGUUGCCGCGAUCGAGCCGUACUUUAUGGACGAUCGCAAGAGCCGGUUGGCGCUUAAUGGCGACUACGAGAAGAAGAGAGUGUUGCUGCCCCUUUUCUCAUCUGUCACCGGCCAAGUCGAGGGCGCGGAAGCCAUCACUUCCGCGCGGUAUUGGGCCAAGAACCUCGUCAGUCCCGUCAGGUUCUCCGAGGCCGUCACGCUCGUGGCCAACGAAUCCUCGGCAAACGUCCUCGUCGAAAUUGGCCCGCAUGCCGCCCUUAAGGGGCUCAUCAACCAGACCUUGCAGUCAUUAGAGCAGAAGAAGGAUAGCAUCACGUAUGUCCCCUCGCUUGUUCGCGGCACGGAUGACGCCAAGGCUGUGCUGCAACUUGCUGGCCGCUUAUAUGCCAUGGGACUCACCGUCGACUUUCACGCCAUUAACGGAACCGGGCCGAAGAGUCGGCACCGCGUCUUGGCUGAUCUCCCUUCAUACGAGUGGGACAAGAAGGCAAGGUUCAUCCACAGAUCGUCCGUCUCGGUCGGCAAGUUCCACUCCGGCCACACCUUCACGCCCCUCCUGGGCUGGAAGAUGGCCUCUCAGGGGCGAGACCAUGUCUUCCGCCAGGUUUUCACGCUGGACGAGUUGCCAUGGGUCCGGGACCACAAGGUUGUCGGCGACGUUCUAUUCCCUUUUACUGGCUUCUUGAGUCUGGCAGUGGAUGCCUUCCGAUCCAUCACCACUGCCACCGUCGAUCCUGCCACGUCCUUUUCGAUCUGCGAAAUGCACAUCGAGCGCGGUUUGCACAUCAAAGAAGAGCAGCGUGUUGAUAUCUGUACCAAGCUGAGACCCGUAGAGACGGGAACGGGUCACCUCUCAUCGUCUACGUGGGCCUUUGAGGUCAUGACCUGGAGCGAGCAGACAGGCUGGGUCACCCACGUCCACGGCAGAAUCGAAGCCGGCUCGGGGGAGAAAUGCCUCGUUGCGUCUGAAAGCCCGGUGUGGCAGGCCGCGGAGAAGAUUCUGAAGGGAGUCAACGCGGCCGAGCUGGACGAAGCCACCGCCCUGUCAGGAUAUGAUACUCUCGACCAAUCCGGUGUCUGUUACGGUUCGAGCUUUAAAAACAUCUUCGAGAUGUGGAGGUCCCCCGGCAAGACGGUUCACCGAACACGUCUUCGACAGACCAACGACGAGGAGCCGCUCUCCAUCCCAAAGCGAGGAUCUGCCAUGACGGUCGACCCUCCCAUGCUCGACUCCGUGCUCAGCUCCGCCCUUCUCGCCGUCGGCGAUGGCCUCCCGGAGCCGCGUCCGGCUUUCGUGCCGACAUACGUUCGCCGCAUGCAGCUCUCCAACACCAUCCCCUGUGAGCCGGGCCAGCUCUUCACCACCGUCUCCCAUCGCAAGACCUUUCAGGAGAAGACAGGCCGGUCAGAUGUCAGCAUCGUCGUGUGGGCCGAUGGCCCCCAGGGCUCCAACGAGCGCGUGCCCUGUGUCGAGAUGGAACUAACGUACCAGCGUAUCAACGAUGCCGGCCAGGAAGGCGAGGAGCACGUCAAGCAAACUCUGCCCCGAGGUUAUCAAGAGGUCUUGAUGCCGCAUGUCGACCUCUCCGACAAUAAGGCUCUCUCGGAGUCCAUCAUGGACCGUUCGUGGACUCCGGAGGAGCUGCUCCCCCGACACAAGCACAACGCCGUCGGCCGGCAUUUCCUCAAGCGUGCAAUCGAAGUCGCCGCCGGCCUCGACGAAACAACACUGCCAAAGCACCUCAAGGCCUUUUUGGUAUGGGCCGGGGUCCAAGUCCGCAGCGUCGAUGACGAGCCGGAAGCCAGCGCCGAGUUGCUGCAGGAGGUUGCCCGAGACGAUGCCUUUGGCGAGCUCAUCUGCGCCGUGGGCAACGCGAUCCCCGAGAUCCUGCGCGGCGAGGUCGAGCCUCUGGAGGUUAUGAUGAAGGACGGCCUUCUCAUGAAGCACUACGACGACAUUCGCACCAUGGCUAGGGGCAACCAAGCUCUCGCCAGGUACAUCGCCAAGCUCGGCGAGCUGAACCCGGACUUGCGGAUCAUCGAAGUGGGCACCGGCACGGGCGCAGCCACCACCAAGGUCUUACAGGCCUUGUCCGCCGAGGAGCCGGAGGAGGAGGACAACUUCUCCGCGUACACAUAUACGGACAUCUCGCCCGGCUUCUUCGAUGCCGCGCGCAAAAAGCUGGCGAGAUGGCCGCAGGUGACCUACACCAAGCUCGACAUCAGCCAGGACCCGGCCGAGCAGGGCAUCGAGGUGGGCAUCUACGACGUCGUGAUCGCGUCCAAUGUGCUACACGCGACGCAGGAUAUCGAGGAGACCGUCCGCAACAUCGGCAGCCUUCUCAGACCGGGAACGGGCAAGCUCGCCAUCGUCGAGUCGCUACCGGAGAGUUGCGACGCCGCGUUCCUCCCGUACACCAUCCUGCCGGGCUGGUGGCUGACGGAGAAUAGCUGGAGACAGGGAAACGACGGCCCGCUCAUGUCCCAGGAGACUUGGGACCGGCUGCUCGUCACCCUCGGCUUCAACGGCGUCGAAGGUGCGGUGGCGGACUGGCCCGGUGCGGACAUUUGCAUUGUCAAGACCAUGUGGUCCACCAAAUUGUCCGAGGACAUCCAAGACGAAGAAGAAGAGUCCGACGCGGCAGGAGAGGUGACGAUCUGUGGCACCAUCACCGAGGAGCAGCGGCAGCUUGCCGGGGCCGUCCAGAGCAAGCUGGAGCAUCUCAAGCCACAGAUUAUCAAGUCCGUUCCAGAGACCCAACAGAUCAGGGACAAGUUCUGCAUCUUCCUAGACUGCGGCGAGACCAGCUUCCUCGCCGACAUAGCCACCGAGGAGGCGUUCGCAGCACUCAGAGCCAUGGUGCUCGACACGCGCGGCCUUCUCUGGAUGACCCCCGAUUCCGACAGCCCCGACUUUGCUCGCGUUCAAGGCCUCCUCCGUACGCUGCGGCUGGAAGAUCCAACGAAGAAGCUCCUCUGGCUCAGCAAGGCACCAACCAGCGACCCAACGCAGACGGCAGAGCUGGUCGACAAGCUCACGGAGAGACUCGUCAAGGAUUCUUCCUCGUCGCCCGCAGAGCUCCUCGAGCAGGACUUUGUGUGGCAGGACGGCAUGUUCCAAGUGCCUCGCCUUCGCAGACUCCCCGAGACAACGAGGACGUUCGCCAUCGAAAAGGGGCUUUCGGUCCGACGGGAGCAGAACCUCUGGGACGGCUCAAGCCCCAACAGCGCCCUCUUCAUGACCAUGGACACGCCGGGCGUCAUGGACUCGGUGUACUUCAAGCGCCACGACUUGAUGCGCCCCGCCGAGAAGCCGCUGGGCGACGACGAGAUCAUCGUCAAGGUCGACGCUUGCGGCAUCAACUUCCGAGACGUUCUAGCCCUCCUCAACACCAUACCCUGGAGUCUGCCGGGCCGUGAAGGAGCAGGCACCGUCGUCGCCGCCGGCGCAAACGUCUCCCAUGUCCGGCCGGGUGACAGCGUGAUCUACAUGAUCGCCCAGGGCGGCCUCGCGACGCAUGUCCGCAUUCCCGCGGCACACGCCUGCAAGCUGCCGUCGGGCCUCUCCCCCGCCGAGGCCGCCUCCAUGGCCGUCGCCUACGUCACCGCUCUCGUGUGUCUCGACGAUGUCUCGAGGCUCCGGCCGGGCGAGUCCGUCCUCGUCCACGCGGCUUCGGGAGCUGUUGGCCAGGCGUGCGUGCGUAUCGCCCAGAGCAUGGGUGCCACCGUUUUCGCCACGGCCGGGUCCGAGGAGAAGAGAACGUUUGUCCACGAGACACUCGGCGUGCCGCGUGAGCAUAUCUACUCGAGCCGUAAGCGGGGUUUCGCUGCUGGUAUCCUCAACGUGACGGGCGGCCGCGGCGUCGACGUCGUCGUCAACUCCCUGAGCGGCGAGCUGCUUCAGGACACAUGGUCGAUCGUCACCGAGUUUGGUCGCUUCGUCGAGAUCGGGAAGAAGGACAUUCUGGCGAACUCGUACCUCGGCAUGAGGCAGUUCGAGCGCAACGUCUCCUUCUUCGCGGUGGACCUCGUGCCGUACCUCUCGCACAAGUCGGACAGCAUCCAGGCCUGUUUGGCGAAGAUGGUAAGCCUGUUCGAGGCCAAGGUUAUCCAGCCCAUCCAGCCCAUCCAUGAGGUGCCCGUCUCCGAUAUCGUCUCCGGCUUCCGUGCUCUGCAGAGUGGUCAGAACAUCGGCAAGAUUGUCGCGAUCAUGGGGAAAGAUGACAGGGUCGUGGCAGACGUGGCAUCGCCGCUCCGCCGGGAUGACGGCAGCGCUUUGCUUCGCGGUGAUGCGACAUAUCUCAUCACCGGUGGAACCGGUGGCAUUGGCAAGUCCCUCGUGCCUUGGAUGCUGGGGAACGGUGCGUCCAACGUCGUCGUGCUCGGCCGUUCAGCCACCAACGCCGAGGUGGCGAAGCUCAUCAGCGACUACGACUCGCCUUCAACGAUGAUUCACUCUCCUUGCCGCGUUGGAAGCAGUCAAGGCUCAAUGUACCUCCGCGACUCCAUCUUCUUCAACGCCUCCUUCGACGACUGGAAGACCAUCAACGGCCCCAAGAUCGUCGCCGCUUGGAAUCUCCACCACCUCCUCCCUGAUCUCGAUUUCUUCGUCGCCCUCGCAUCCGGGGCUAACGUCGUCGGCAACGUCGGCCAGUCCAUCUACUGCCAGACAUCAUCCUUCCUCGACGCCUUCGCGCAGUGGAGGAGCCGCGCUGGCAAACCAACCAUUUCCAUCAGCUUGCCUGUCGUGGACGACGUCGGCUAUGUAAUCCAGCAAGGCAUGCGCGAGCAGCUCCUCGAGAAGCUGGGCUUCUACAUCUCCAUCGCCCAGGUCCACACCGUCAUCAAGGGCGCCAUCAUCGGCCCGUCAUCAGGCCUGAACAUUGACUCGCGAGCCAUUGCGUUCGUGCUUUACGACUCGCCCCAGGGCAAGUCGCACGGACUGGAAGAGCGGUCGCGCUACCUGUCCGCCCUGCGUCAGAAGAAGUGGAGGAAGAACAAGCACGCGCUGGACAACCACGGCGACGGCGAGGUCGCUGCCGGAGGGCGGCUGAGUCUUCUCGAUGCUUUGGCCGGGAAGGUCUCGUCUAUUAUCGCCGACACGCAGUCUCAUCGAGUACGGCCUGGACUCUCUAGUGUCGGUGGAGCUGCGGAACUGGAUUAA